Molecule: messenger RNA, 2016 nt
Organism: Verticillium alfalfae VaMs.102
Lineage: Eukaryota; Fungi; Ascomycota; Sordariomycetes; Glomerellales; Plectosphaerellaceae
Product: serine/threonine-protein kinase gad8
Exons: 2
Coding region: 1-2016 (671 amino acids)
Biological process (GO): protein phosphorylation
Molecular function (GO): protein kinase activity; ATP binding; protein binding
Source: RefSeq, a predicted model, not a curated record
AUGACAAUGGAGUCCUGUCCCUUCGAGGACGUCGAGAUCGAAAUGACCGUCACAUUCUCACGAGCCCAUCUUUCUGGCAUGAUGGAAGAUAUGGAGCAGAAUAAAUGGCUCACAGGGACACGUCGUGAUCUUGGUGGUCUUGAGCUUGUCGAAGCGAAGGACACUGACACUUUCUACCUCAUGACGACCAUAUCUGCAGAAGACUACCGGGAGGGAUCGGCUAAGUUCUCUCUUGAAAGCCCUUGGAUUCAACCCGUCCGAUUCGUGUACAAAUCCCCCGGUCACCUCCAUCUCUUGAGCCCGAUCUCGAGCUGUUGCCAUCUCCUUGGCCGCGUCCAGAGGUGCCGCCGGGUGACCAACAAUAAGGCUCAGCUAUACACUGCACAGCUUGUAUGUGCACUGGAAAGCCUGCACGACUUGAAUAUAAUCGGCUUGCUCAGCUCCGAGAAUAUCCUCUUGGAUGUGUUUGGUAACAUCCGUAUCAUCACCCCGAGGCUGUUCACGACCGACCAUAGUUGCUGCCUCGGCCAAAUGGCACAUACCGCUCCCGAGAUUCUGAGUGGUGAUGGACCGUCUCAACUAACGGACUGGUGGAUAUUGGGGAGCUUCCUUCACGAGAUUCUGACCGGCUUGCCCCCUUUCUAUCACCAAGAUCCGGUAGAGAGAGAUCGCAAGAUCCUCAUGGAGGAGUUGGACGUGCCCACAUACGUCCAGUGCGUCACAGCAGAUAUUUUACGACGCCUGCUGAACAAAAACCCAACCCAGCGCUUGGGAGGAGUACAUGGUGUAUCAGAGAUCAAGGAACACGACUUCUUCGUGGGUCUCGAUUGGCAACAUCCCAGCGCUGGCUGUUCUGAACUAAGCCCUUUUCAACCACACGAUGCCAAGAACAUCCUCAAAAAUUCACCUUUCAAGGGCACUACCCAACCGCCUCGAAAGUUUCGCGAGUCCGGGGGUUAUGUGUACGAGGAGUACCCAUAUGGUCAACUGGCCAACGGCCGCAAACCCGAACAGACUAUAGGACGUCUGCGAAGCUCGUCUGAUAUCUUCAACCGGGCAGACUCUGAAUGUGAGGGCGGCGAGCCCGAAGCAAUCAUGGCACGGCUCAAGGCGGCGUUACAGACGAGGCAAAGCACGGAGAAAGUCGCCCGUAUUCUCGACGGCUGCGCCAGUGACGUACUAGCAACCAUACUCAUGUCUCCCAUCCUCCUCGUCAACAUUACACCCAUCGAAACGAUUGCGCCCAAGACAUUGUUGUGCGAGGUCCCGAUCAUAGCGCUUGAAUGGGCAGUGGAGCUUGGGCGUGCGGACCUGGUCCUCCUCCUCCUCGACCGGGGUGCGGAUCCUAAUCGUACCUUCGACGAGAGGUACGGCCCUGCGCUCACCCGGGCAGCCAGAGAGCGGAGGACGCAGCUCGUGGACAUUCUUGCCCCCAAAACGAGUCGCAUUCUCGCGCUAAAAACGCUCUGCCUGGCCGUCGAGCAAAAGGACAUACCCACAGUCACAUGCCUUCUUUCCCGCGGCGUCCCCUGCGACUUCGACACCACAGACCAUCCCCUGCCGCCCCCGCGGACAUCCCACUACGAUUUGCACCUCUGCGGCUAUGAGGACUCCCCAUGGGGCCCGAGUUGGGACUUUGUUGUCCCCCCCGUCGUUCGCGCAGCGAGACACGGCGACGCGGCCAUGGUUCGCUUGCUGUUGAGCCACGGCGCGGACCCUAACACUGCGUAUCACUCAAUGACCUGGCUAGCGCCGGAGUGGCACGCUUCCUGGCAGGAGGCGGCGGAGCACAGGGGCUCAUGGAACUUUGGCUUCGUGUGUGGGCGGGUCGCGCAGUUGGCGACGCAGCUUGAACACCGGGACGUGGUCGACGCGCUGCUGGAAGGUGGUGCGGAUAUCGGGCUUCCCCAUUCGGAGUGGCCCGGACCAGCACACUUUUGUCCCACGGUCCCGCGGAGCGUGUAUCUCCGGGUAACGGCUGGGCUGGAGGAGGCUGCUGGAGGCCGGGGCGGGUAG